This is a messenger RNA of Glossina fuscipes, 2737 nucleotides long. RefSeq names its product ras-related protein Rab-8A (gene RabX4). NCBI's taxonomy places the organism in Eukaryota, Metazoa, Arthropoda, Insecta, Diptera, Glossinidae. Gene Ontology annotation, molecular function: GTPase activity; GTP binding. The record is from RefSeq and is a predicted model, not a curated record. Bases 1245 to 1889 code for a protein of 214 amino acids. The transcript is spliced from 4 exons.
CAGUCGAAAAAAUUUUGUUGUGUAAACUACAGAGAAUUUGUACUAACACCUGUUUUUAAAACAAAGUGAUGCCAAUCUAUCGUUACAGUGCACAGUGCACAGUACGUUUGAAAAUUAACAGUAGGACAGUAGAACAAAUUUGUUUUUCCUGCGGAUAGUAUUUUACUUCGAUUACAUUUUUGCAAAGUUUUGUUUUGAUUGAGAAGAAAAUGACUCGCAGACAAUGGCGUGCCGAAAGCAUCCUUCCGAUCUAUAAAUUAGUUGCUUUCUUAGCAUAUAUUUAUUUUUUCGUUUAAUUUAACACAUUAAAUUAACAGUUAAGUGUUUUUCAGAUUACGUUAUUAAGGUUAAUUUCCUUUUCCGCCUUUAUUAACAAGUUGAAAGCCCUUUAGCCCUUCCAAGGGCGCGCGCAUAGAAACUUUCAAGUCAACUAAUAGCUGGCGUCACAAAUUUGGUGUAAUUAAUGCAUUAUUAUCUUUUCCAAGUUUUAUAUUUGUGUAUACAAAUUUUCCACAGAAUACGUGGUAGCUUGGGUUAAGCGCCAAAAUCCAAAUAACUUGUUAAAGAUAUUGAUAUUAAAUAUAAUUAAUUGUAAGGAAGUUUUUUGCCUUUCUUGAGUUUCAAUUUUGGAUUCUUCACAUAACAGGCUGGUCCAAUGCUUGUUGCGCAAAGCUGUACGCUGUAAGUGAUCGUAAUCGGCUUAUGAAUGUCUGUCCUUCUGCUUGUUUUUAAUGGUUUGCUUAGGAAAAGAAUUUUCCCAAUUCAAAAUCUCCUCUUUACACACGAAUUCUUUAAUAAAGUGAUCGUCCGACCGCAAAUUGAACAUUGAGUUCUAAUCAGCUGUUAUUGUGAUUGGCGCGAGAGCUGUUAUUUUGUUUAAUGGUUUGCAGAAUUUGACAGAGAUGUGCCAAAUAAAGAGGAUAUUGAUUUUUCAACCAAAAACACAACAUAAAGAAAUGAAGACAAAUUAAAAUCAAAGUUGAAUCAUACUUCUCACAAACAUUCAAAGAACUGAAGAAAAAAAAAAAACAAAAAUUCUUAAUACGUUAAUUAUUUUUUUAAAUUAAAACUAACUGUUUAUAAAUUCUUAGGGAGAAAGCUUAAGUAAAUAGAACAGUAACAAUAAGGCGGCGUAUUGAUAAGUAAAGAUUAUUAAAUUCCAAUAACUUUCCUUAAAUCGAAAGGGACUCUGGAAUAUAUCUAUCUAUCAGACUUUACAGUGAUAAGAAUAUCAAAUAAAUCUCAUGGCUUUAGACUUUGUCACUACCUAUAAAGUGCUGGUAUUGGGGGACUCAAAUGUUGGCAAAACUUGCAUCGUUCAUAGAUAUUGCGAUGAAAAAUAUUACGAUACAUACAUUUCCACAAUUGGUAUCGAUUUCAAGCAAAAGCUUAUAAAUUUGGAUGGCGUCCCGAUAAAAUUACAAAUCUGGGAUACAGCUGGACAAGAGCGUUUUCGUACUUUAACCACCGCUUAUUAUCGUGGAGCUAUGGGGAUACUGCUGAUGUAUGAUGUAACCAAUUUGGAAAGUUACAAUAAUCUGUCAUAUUGGCUCAGAAAUAUACAAGAGAAUGCUUCACCCGAUGUGGUCAAAGUGUUGGCGGGUAAUAAAUGUGAAUGCUCGGCUACACAACGAAUGGUAGAUAAAGAAAGAGGAGAAAAGAUUGCGGAAAAUUUCGAAAUGCCAUUCUUUGAGGUCUCUUGCAAAAAUAAUAUUAACAUAGAAGAUGCUUUUCUAACUUUGGCUCGUAAAAUCCGCGAACAAAGAGAACGUCGGGGUGAAAAUUUCGAUAACGAUGACAAACCGCAUGAUAAAAAAUCACCGGGCUCAAAUGGUUUAGGAACAUUUAGUCUGGCUGGUUUGUCGGACGCUAAUCGUUGUGCUUGUUAAAUCUACCAUCCGUACCAAGUAGUACACCUCCACGCAGAACAGAUACACAUCAAUUCACAAACUUAAUAUCUAUAUAAAUAAAAGAAACCUAAAAGUGAAUAUAAAAUUUGAAAUGAAUUUUCAAACCCUGCAAAUGCAACAAUAAAAUUCAAUAUUUGUCCAUAAUUAUGUUAGCAAAAUUUUACCCGACAAGGAAAAAGGAAAUAUUAAUUAAUUUAAAGAGUAUAUAUAUAUAUAUAUAUAUAACAAAUAUAUUUUAGCGAAAAUCUUAACAAAAAGAAAGAAAACUAAAGGAAUUUUAAGUUAUAUACGGAUAACAGCGUUUUCAGAAAGUAUAUAAAAAAAAAAAAAAAAUCCAAUUUUUUUUUAUUUCUUUUUUAUUUACUAUUAUUUGGAAUCGAAAAUUCAAAAACUUGUGUUAAUUAUUAAAUGCAAUUAUAUAAUAUUUACGUAAUAAUAAAAGACAUAGAUUUUAAGCAUUUUACAUGAAUUAGAAUUAUAAAGCAUCUAGUUUUUGGUUUUUUAUAACCUGACGAUCAGAUCAGAUCUUUUGCACAGCACCGCUUUAACAAACAUUUAUAUAAUUAAAUGAGAAAAUAACAAUAUAUAUAUAUAUAUAUAUAUAUAUAUAACUAUGUAAUUAUUGAUCCAAAUCUUGAAUUAAGCUAAACCUAAUAAUACCUAAUAUGCGCGUUUUAAGGGACACUUCCAUUUAAGCAAACCUUUUCAAAAUUGUAAAAAUAAUAAUAAAUUCGCGGAAAAAAUCGUGUUACACAUGGCCAUGCUAUUUUUUAUAUAAUGAUAAAAUUAUUUUAUUGAAUUAAUUUAAUUUAAUUUAAUCAUCAUCA